UUCGAUUUUUUUUCAUUGAUUGAUCAAAACACAUAUCGUUUUUAAACCAAAAAAAAAAAUUAUAAAUUGAACAAUGAUAUUUGAUUAUCGAAAAUUUUUGUUUUGUUUUAUUAUUAAUUAUUCGUUUAUCAAUGGAACAACCGAAGUACUUAGGCCUAGAGGUGUACCGUUAACAAAAAAAUCAUUUUAUGAUCCGGGUAAAGAUUUUCAAUGUUUGGAUGGUUCGGCAACGAUACCAUUUUUAUUAGUUAAUGAUGAUUAUUGUGACUGUGAUGAUGGUAGUGAUGAACCGGGUACUAGUGCUUGUUCGAAUGGUGUUUUUCAUUGUUCAAACAUUGGUUUUGUUGAGAAAAUAAUUCCAUCAUCACGUGUAAAUGAUGGUAUUUGUGAUUGUUGUGAUGCAAGUGAUGAAUAUAAUAGUUCAAUUAAAUGUGAAAAUAAUUGUCUAGAAUUGGGUGAACAAAUGCGUAUCGAACGUGAAAGAUAUUUGGAACUAAUGAAACAAGGCAAUGAAAUUCGUCAAACUUAUAUUGCAACAGCUAAACAAAAAAUUGAUGAAACUAAACAAGAAUUAGAAACAUUAAAAUCACAAAUGAAUGAAGUAGAAAGUGUUAAAAAUGAAAAAUUUGAAGCGAAAAAUCAGGUCGAAGAAUUGGAAAAAGAAGCACUUGAAAAACAUCGAGCCAAAGAAGAAGAAUUACGAAAACAAAAAGAAGAAGAAGAAAUGAAAAUUAGAGAAAUUGAAGAAACUAAACAAGCUUCAGAUGUUUUUAUAAAACUUGAUACCGAUUCUGAUGGAAUCAUUACAUUGGAUGAAUUGAAAUCCUAUCAAGGAUUCGAUCGAGAUAAUGAUGGUUCUGUUUCGGAUGAUGAAGCCAAAUUUUUUUCAAACGGAUUGGAACAGCUUGUUUUACCCACAUUCAUCGAAUCAUCUUGGCCAAUGGUCAAACCAAUUAUCGAUAAUGAACCACAGAAUGAAGUAGAACAACAACAAGCUUCUGAAUAUCAAACUGAUGAUACUAAUCCUGAAACGACUAUGAAUGAAGAUGAAUCACUUGAUCAUGAAGAAGAAUCUGAUGACAUCGAACAUGAAUCGGAAAGUCCAUCGAUUCCAGCUGAAAGUACUGUAUCCACAUCGGUUACAUUGGAAUAUGAUGAAUCAACACAAAAACUUGUAGAUGAUGCUAAAAAAGCUCGCGAUGAAUAUAAUCAAGCCGAAGCACAAUAUCAAGAUAUUCAAACAAAAAUUCGUGAAUUAGAAGUUGUUUUAGAAACAGAUUUUGGACCGAAUGGUGAAUAUAUGGCAUUAAAAGGUUCAUGUUUUGAAUUGGACGAAAAUGAAUACGUUUAUAAACUAUGUCCAUUUGAUUCGGCUUCACAACGUUCUAAAACCGGUGGAACAGAAACUAACCUUGGACGUUGGGGAAAAUGGAUUGGUUCGGAACAAAAUCAUUAUGAACGUUUCAUUAUGGAAGGCGGUACACAAUGUUGGAAUGGACCGGCAAGAUCUGUUAUUGUACAUAUUAGCUGUGGUGAUGAUAAUCAAUUGAUUCGUGCAUCCGAACCAAAUCGAUGUGAAUAUAGUUUUGAAUUUAAAUCACCAGCUGCCUGCGUUUUCAAUCAAUCAAUACUUGAAUCAACCGAUAAUGUCCAUGAACAUAGUGAACUCUGAUCAUAUUCACUUUCAUCACUGUAUAUUUAAAUAAUUUUAUUAUCAUUUUAAUCAAUUUUUUAAUUUGAUCAUCAAAAAAAAAAAUUUAAAUCUAAAAUUAUUAUUCGUUCUGAUAA
This is a messenger RNA of Dermatophagoides pteronyssinus (European house dust mite), 1788 nucleotides long. RefSeq names its product glucosidase 2 subunit beta (gene GCS2beta). The record is from RefSeq and is a predicted model, not a curated record. Gene Ontology annotation, biological process: N-glycan processing. NCBI's taxonomy places the organism in Eukaryota, Metazoa, Arthropoda, Arachnida, Sarcoptiformes, Pyroglyphidae. Gene Ontology annotation, cellular component: glucosidase II complex. Gene Ontology annotation, molecular function: protein binding; calcium ion binding.